ACCCUAAAAAACCUCCCAAAAAUCCUCCGCGAGGCUGAAAGGAGCCUUUUCUGCAACUUUUCGCCCUUUAAUCCGGAUACAUGUCGCUGCUUUUUAACCGUUUCUCUUCUAUUGUUUGCACGUGAGCGAGUCCACGUGGUGUGCACGCGCGUGUGAUCAGCGUGUGUAUCUGUGUGUGUGUGUUUACACACACGGGUCAGUCCAGGAGAAGAAGCGUGAGACGCUGCACGUCGGUUCUGUUCUGUUCUUCACGAGCUCUUCUGCACGAUCAGGUGUCAUGGCGGAGCGGGUCCUGGUGGUGGGGGGAGGGGGGCGGGAGCACGCCCUGGCCUGGAAGCUGGCCCAGUCCCCCAGAGUCCAGGAGGUCCUGGUCGCCCCCGGCAACGCUGGCACGGCAACCGGAGCCAAGAUCCGCAACUCUGAGGUGUCGGUGAGCAACCACGCCAUCCUGGUGCAGUUCUGUAAAGACCACCAGGUGGGGCUGGUGGUGGUGGGGCCGGAGGCGCCGCUGGCGGCGGGCAUGGUGGAUGACCUGACGGCGGCUGGAGUGCCUUGCUUCGGGCCGUCGGGCAGCGCGGCGCAACUGGAGGCCAGCAAGGCCUUCGCCAAGGCCUUCAUGGAGCGGCGGGGGAUUCCCACCGCCAGAUACGGCGAAUUCCAGGACGCCGGGGAGGCCUGCGACUUCAUCAGGAAGGCGGAGUUCGAAGCCCUGGUGGUUAAAGCCAGCGGCCUGGCAGCGGGGAAGGGCGUCGUCGUGGCAACGGACCGAGACGAGGCCUGCAGGGCCGUGAUGGACAUUAUGAAGGACGGGGCGUUUGGCGCUGCUGGAGACACCGUGGUGGUCGAGGAGCUGCUGGAGGGAGAGGAAGUCUCUCUGCUGUGCUUCAGCGACGGCCGCUCCGUCUCCCCCAUGCCUCCAGCCCAGGACCACAAGAGGCUGCUGGACGGCGACCGGGGGCCCAACACGGGGGGCAUGGGGGCCUACUGCCCCACCCCACAGGUGAGCCCAGAGCUGCUGGAGGAGCUCACCCAGUCGGUGCUGCAGAGGGCGGUGGACGGCAUGAGGGAGGAGGGCUCUCCCUACGUCGGUGUGCUGUACGCUGGGCUGAUGCUCACCAAGCAAGGCCCGAAGGUUCUGGAGUUCAACUGCCGCUUCGGAGACCCCGAGUGUCAGGUGCUGCUGCCCCUCCUCCAGAGCGAUCUCUAUGAUGUCAUCCUCCACACCCUGAGCGGCCGCCUCUCCUCCCACCCGCCCGUCUGGCGCCACGACGUUGCCGCGGUGACCGUCGUCAUGGCGAGCGCCGGCUACCCCGGCGCCUACGAGAAGGGCGUGGCCAUCACCGGUCUCUCGCAGGUGGAAGAAUCGGGUGCGCUGGUUUUCCACGCCGGCACGGCGCUGCGGGGCGGGGCCGUGGUGUCGUCCGGCGGCCGGGUGCUCACGGUGACGGCGGUGCGCCCCACACUGGAGGCGGCGCUGGCGGCAGCCAAUCAGGGUGUGGCGGGCGUCGGCUUCCCCGGCGCCGCCUUUCGCCGCGACAUCGGGCACCGGGCCGUGGCCUUCCUCAAGAACCAGCGCAGCAGGGGAGGAGCCUAUAAGGAGAGCGGGGUGGACGUCGCCGCCGGCAACAAGCUGGUGGAGCUCAUCAAGCCUCUGGCCAAGGCCACGGCCAGGCCCGGCUGCACGGCGGAGCUGGGAGGCUUCGCCGGCCUCUUCGACCUGAAAGCCGCCGGAUUCGUGGACCCCAUCCUGGUUUCUGGGACCGACGGCGUCGGCACCAAACUCAAGGUGGCCCAGGCGUGCGGCCGCCAUGCCGGCCUGGGCCAGGACCUGGUGGCCAUGUGCGUGAACGACGUCCUGGCCCAGGGCGCAGAGCCGCUCUUCUUCCUGGACUACUUCUCCUGCGGGAAGCUGGACCUGGGCGUGGCGGCGGAGGUGGUGGGGGGCGUGGCCAAAGCCUGCCAGGCCGCCGGCUGCGCCUUGCUGGGCGGCGAGACAGCGGAGAUGCCGGGAGUGUACGCCCCGGGCGAGUACGACCUGGCCGGCUUCUGCGUGGGUGGGGCCGAGCGGGCGGCGCUCCUCCCCCGCCGUAUCACCGUCAUCACCGAGGGCGACGCCCUCAUCGGGGUGGCCUCCUCCGGUCUCCAUAGCAACGGCUUCAGCCUGGUGAGGAGGAUACUGGAGGGGGCGGGGCUUAGCUACGACUCGCCGGCACCGUUCGGGGACGGAAACCAGACCAUCGGCGACGUGUUGCUGACGCCCACUAAGAUCUACAGCCGGACGCUGCUGCCGGCGCUGCGCGGCGGCGCUGUCAAAGCCCUGGCUCACAUCACCGGGGGAGGCCUGCUGGAAAACAUCCCCCGGGUGCUUCCUCAACAACUGGCAGCAGAGCUCGAUGCCUCCCUGUGGCCCCGCCCUCCGGUCUUCUCCUGGCUGCAGCAGGUGGGCGGGCUCAGCGAGGACGACCUGGCCCGGACCUUCAACUGCGGCCUGGGCGCCGUGCUGCUGGUCGCCGCGGGCGACGCCCCUGCUGUGCUGCGCCAGGUCCGAGCCCAGGGAGAGGACGCCUGGCUCGUGGGCACGCUGGCAGCCAGGCAGCCCGGAGGCGAACAGGUGACGGUGCGAAACCUGAUCCCCGCUGUCGCCGGGGGCGACGGUCACCACGGCAACGGAGCAACGCCGCCGCACAAGAGGACCAGGGUGGCCGUGCUCAUCUCCGGGACGGGCACCAAUCUGCAGGCGCUGAUGGACCAGGCCCGCCUGCCGUCCAGCUCGGCCGAGAUCGUAGUGGUCGUCUCCAACCGGCCGGGCGUCCAGGGCCUCAAGAGGGCAUCGCUGGCAGGCAUCCAGACCCGGGUGGUGGACCACAAGCUGUACGGCAGCAGAGCGGAGUUCGAGGCCGCCAUCGACGGCGUCCUGGAGGAGUUCGGGGUCCAGCUCGUCUGUCUGGCCGGGUUCAUGAGGGUCCUGACCGGGGGCUUCGUCAGGAAGUGGACUGGUAAGCUGCUGAACAUCCACCCAUCCCUGCUGCCGUCCUUUAAGGGCGUGAACGCCCAGCAGCAGGCGCUACAGGCGGGGGUCCAGGUCUCCGGCUGCACUGUCCACUUCGUCUCCGAGGAGGUUGAUGCUGGAGCCAUCCUGGUCCAGGAAGCGGUCCCGGUUCUGCCCGGCGACUCGGAGCAGAGCCUGUCGGAGCGAAUCCGACAGGCAGAGCACCGGGCCUUCCCCCGGGCCCUGGAACUGGUCUGCAGCGGGGCCGCCCGGCUCGGGGAGCAAGGCAGGGUGGUCAGGGAGUAGAACCAAUGCACCAACAUGUAAAUCUAAGAUCAGAGUCUGGAAAUAAAACCUGCAUGAGAUCACGACUAAUGACUGCUGCUUGUUUUUAAUACUAAUAAUCCUAAACAAUGCAUAUUUUUGAUCUGUGACACCAGGUGGUAUUUUGUUGAAACAUUGUCAAGAAUUCUCCUUAAAUGUGAGAUUUUCAUGGAAAUAGAU
Molecule: messenger RNA, 3493 nt
Organism: Salarias fasciatus (jewelled blenny)
Lineage: Eukaryota; Metazoa; Chordata; Actinopteri; Blenniiformes; Blenniidae
Gene: gart
Product: phosphoribosylglycinamide formyltransferase
Exons: 22
Coding region: 278-3295 (1005 amino acids)
Biological process (GO): adenine biosynthetic process; 'de novo' IMP biosynthetic process
Cellular component (GO): cytosol
Molecular function (GO): phosphoribosylamine-glycine ligase activity; ATP binding; phosphoribosylformylglycinamidine cyclo-ligase activity
Source: RefSeq, a predicted model, not a curated record